Molecule: messenger RNA, 5613 nt
Organism: Durotheca rogersii
Lineage: Eukaryota; Fungi; Ascomycota; Sordariomycetes; Xylariales; Xylariaceae
Exons: 5
Coding region: 403-5595 (1730 amino acids)
Biological process (GO): histone catabolic process
Cellular component (GO): Lid2 complex
Molecular function (GO): ubiquitin-protein transferase activity; chromatin binding
Source: RefSeq, a predicted model, not a curated record
CCCCCCCCCUCCUCUAUUACUCCCCUUCCUAGGCACUUACAUGUCUAACCGUGCUCGUUAGAACUUAUCAACACACUCACUUUUAGUCCCUCCCCUGCUCUCUCCCACACACGGCGCCUCUUGUCAGGGCAAUCGUGGGACACCAUACGCGGCAACUCGGUAAGCUAUUCCACGGGCCCCCGUCCCCCAGCUUGGCCUCGGUGCUACGGGCGACACACUUGUAUGGAAUCGACGGCACCCAGCUCAGUUCUCAUCUAAACCCGCAUUCUGCCUGCGAGACCAGCACCUGGGGUCGGCCGUCUUAUGGAUGCAGAAUUCCAUUAUUUGCCUCGAUUAGCCUGCGGUAACCUUUUCGGCGUUCCUCGGUGUCACCUUGGAUGCGCCGCCUUUUAAUCACCCACCAUGGCGCAGAAGUCAAGCGACCCCGAUGACCAGCCAAAUCCUGCCCCCCAUAAAGAAUUCCCAGACUCGGGAUCCGCCCAGAAGUCAUCAUCUCAUAUGUCCGCAUCCGCACCUGCACCUCAUAAAUCAACCAACUCUAGAGCCCCCGGGGAAAAUGCUGCCGACUCCCAACCUAUGGCUAAGUCAACAUCUUCGGGCUCCAAUCCAUCGGCCAAGGAGGCCGCGGCAGGCCCGUCUCCCUAUGGCACGCGUUCCCGCAACCGUGGCCAGGCGCGGCCCAACUACGCGGAGGACAAAGAUGGGGAUGUGGACAUGUACGACGCCUUUCUAGACAAGAAAGACGACGAACCGAAAAAAUCAUCACGACAGGUCGGCACCUCAGCAAAUGGCGCAGGGGAUGCAUCGAGAGCUACGGCCUCGGCGUCGCGCAAAGGUGCAGCGGUGGCAGCAUCAGUAGCGUCCGCGCCCGAGGAUGGCAAGGGUGGCGGUAGCUCGCACGCAGCGACUAAGGAUUCGCACGCAGCGAGCAACGCGACCUCGAACGCCGCGUCUACCUCCACCACCUCCACCACUUCUAAGAAGCGAAAGGCACCCACGCAAUCCACCGCCAGCAACGCGCACCACCGCGCCAAUACGCCGGUACCGUCCGGCCCUGCUGCGACGGGGACGAGACGAGGUGCCUCGCACACGACAGCAGCGGUCUCGGCGGGAACAACCACGGCGACGACCAGCAUGGCCCCGAGCAACGGGGGGUAUAAGAUGUCGAACAUGCUAAGCUUUGAGAAAUGCGGUGCGAUCCCAAGGGAUGGGAAGAUGGUAGCAGACGAUGGCACCGUGCUACAAGCAAAUGAUCACGUGUACCUGGUGUGCGAGCCGCCAGGAGAGCCGUAUUACCUGGGCCGGAUCAUGGAGUUCCUCCAUGUGCAGAACGACGCUGCAAAGGCGGUGGAUGCGUUGCGAAUCAAUUGGUACUAUCGGCCCAAGGACAUCGGCAAGAAGAUGAACGACACGAGACUGGUGUUCGCCACCAUGCAUUCGGACAUUAGCCCGUUGACCUCGCUGCGCGGCAAAUGCGAGAUCCGCCACAAGGCCGAAAUCGAGGACAUGGACGCGUACCGAAAAAGCCCCGACUGCUUCUGGUACGAGAAGCUCUACGACCGCUACAUCCAGAAGAACUACGAUGUCGUCCCGUGCUCCCAGAUCGUGAACGUGCCGGAGCGGGUGAAGAGGGUGCUGGACGAGCGAUGGAAAUACAUCCUGGUGGAACAGGGUCGGUCCAAGGAGUUUACGAGCGCCGUCAAAUUGUGUAAGAGAUGCGGCGGGUACUGCGCCAGCAACGACUCCGUCGACUGCGCCGUCUGCCAGCACACGUAUCACAUGAACUGCGUCCGGCCGCCUCUGCUGAAGAAACCGUCACGUGGCUUCGCCUGGGCCUGCGCCGCGUGCAGCCGUGCCCAGGAGAGGAAGCUGGAGGCCCGGCACACCCCGAGCCUGCUGGGUUCGAACGCGGAGGCCGAGGAGGAGGAGUUCUGGGACGACGACGACGACGCUCUCGAUACUAACCGCACGAGUCCGGCCGACGGUAUCGACGACUCGCAUCAGCCCGCGACCGCCGAGCAGAUAUACCAUGCGAGCCUGUGGCCCUACCGGUACCUGGGCCAGCACUGCAAGCCGGAGGACGCAUUGGACUACGACGACAGGAUCUAUCCACGCGCCGGCUCUCGCCUGGGACCCAAGCACCAAGCCACCGUUCUCCCUUGGCCCGGACGUCCGGUCAAGCUAGUAAAGCCGCUGGAGAUCAAGAAGUCGGGCAAGAAGGAUGGCAAGCAAUCGAAGGAGGUUCAGGCCGCCCUCGAAGCCGAGAAAGCCGCCCGGGAAAAGCGCCCGAGGUGGGUGCAGGACGAACCUCCGGGGUAUGUGGCGAGGGGCGAGGAUUUCGGCAACGACGACCCGAAUAAUACCGCACAACUACUAUGGAAACCGCUCGACCAAGCGAACACCUCCUUGACCGAAUCCCAGCUCGACGAUUAUAUGGCGAACGCCAGGCUGAAGCUCGCUCUGGCAUUUAACCUGUCCAAGGAAUCGACCAAUCUCAAGGACGCGGCCAUAAACACGCUUUUCAAGACCGACUACGACCCGGUUAAGAGCCUGAAGAUCCUUUCCCGGGCCGACAAGUCGAUCUUCAAGGAGCCAGAGCUUAGCGCCGCCGAGAUCAAGAAAUUCGAGGAGGGCGUGACCAAAUUUGGCUCCGAGCUACACCCUGUAACCAAGCACGUCAAGACCGUCAAGCAUUCCCGCAUCGUUCGGUUUUAUUACACGUGGAAGAAGACGGACCGGGGCAAGCAGAUAUGGGGCAAUUUCUCCGGCAGAAAGGGGAAAAAGGAAGCGAAGAAGGCGGAGGCGACGGCCAACAAGCUCCAGGACGAUGUGGCUGACGAUCACGACGACUCGGCGUUCGACGCUGGCAAGGCCCUCGAGCGAAAGAGGGGCUUCAUGUGCAAAUUCUGCUCUACGAAAUCCUCACGGCAGUGGCGACGGGCUCCCAACGUCGCGACGGCUCUGGUGACCGAAGGAGGCGGCAAGCACUCGAACAAGGACAAGGGUAUCCAAUACAUAUCCGCAUUGUGCCGACGGUGUGCGGAGCUAUGGCGGCGAUACGCUAUCCAAUGGGAAGACAUCGACGAUCUCGCCAAGAAAGUGGCCGCCGCCGGCGGACGUUCGUGGAAGCGAAAGGUCGACGAGGAGCUGCUCAAGGAGCUCAUAGCCGCCAACGAAAUGAUGAACAUGACAGUGUACAACACCCUGUCGACGACGACUACCCCGGCGACUCAGAGCGCCGCCGCGACACCCGCAGCACACGCCAACGGUACUGAAGCGCCGCCACCGCGCAAGAAGCUCAAGACGGUCGCGGACAAGGACGUCGAGGUCAACAGCUCGGAUGCUGGCAGCGUCUCGAACGUCGCCCCGCCGAAGAAGAAGGAGAAGGCAAUAGUGGAGAAGCCCCCGCCGCCGCCCGCUCCGGAGAUGCCGAAGCCUCGGACCCUACCGUGCGCUAUAUGCCAUCAGAUGGCGCCCCUGGGCGAACAGGCUCACCUCUGCUGCAAAGAGUGCCGGCUCACCGUCCAUCGCAAGUGCUACGGCGUCCUCGAUGCUCGCCUUCCGGGCAAAUGGGCUUGCGACACGUGUCUCAACGACAAGAGCCCCCAAGUUUCCAUUGAAUACAAAUGCGCCUUGUGCCCCGUAGAAUUCACCGAACACGACUUCGUAGAGCCUCCAAAGAAUACGCACAAGAAGAAGACCGAGAAGGAGAAGGAAAAGGAGCGCCUCGACCGUGAGCUCGCCCAGAAGGCCGCGGAUUAUUACCGCAAGAGACAAGAAGAGAUGCACCGCCCGGUGAAUCCUAGAGAGCCUCUAAAAAGAACUACGGAUAAUAACUGGGUCCAUGUCACCUGCGCAGUAUGGACGCCGGAGGUCAAGUUCGGCAACGCCCAAGCCAUGGGCCCUUCGGAAGGCAUCCCGUCUAUACCGCGCAGCCGAUACGAGGAAGUCUGCAAGGCGUGUAGGAAGAAGGGCGGCGCAUGUGUGACCUGCCACCACUGCCGUGCCCCUGUGCACAUAGAAUGCGCCAACCAGAAUGGGUAUCUUCUCGGCUUCGAGAUCACUCCCGUCAAGGGAUCCCGGCGAGAUCAGCACAACAUUGUGACCUUCGCCGGAGAGACAGGGACGAUGUCGGCGGCUGUCUGGUGCAAGGAACACAUCCCAAAGGGUGUGGUUCAUCGCAUGUACGACUUAGUCGCUCAGCCAGACGGCCAGAGCAAGGAUCCUGCUGCGGCUUUGAACGCCUUGCAGUUCUACGUGCAGCAGUACAAGCAAGCCGACCUUGCGCUCACGGGUACCGUUCGUAAGGCCAACCUGUCCCACCUCGCCACCAAGACACCCACGCCGGCCGCCCAGGCCAAUUCGAACCGUAGGCAGUCCACGGUGGCGCCCGGCUCGGCGGCGGCGAGACCAAGAUCGUCUUCGGUCGAUAAUAGUGCCGAAGUAGCCUCCAUCCUCGCUCAGAGCGGCGAUAGGGUUUGCAUCACUUGCGGCAUCGACGUAAGCCCGAAGUGGUGGCCCGUCGGCAAGGACCAAGAAAACCUCUUGAUAAAUGGGUACCGUGGCAGCCUCGGGGUAGAGGCGCAGAAGUUCAUCGCGCAGCGGAGCGCUCAGUGCCACAGAUGUAAGAAAGCUAAACGAAAACCCACAGCCCACGUAUCGCCAACGCCGCCACCGCCGCCGGCGGCCCUACCACCGGUACCCGCAGACGUGUCUCCCAAGGAAGCGCCACGAGCACCACCACCUCCUCCGAUCCCCAACACCGUAACCAAUCAUCCACCGCCGCCACCACCACCACCACCACCACCCCAUAUACCACACCCCGUGGAUAGGCUACCUAAUCUAGGAGGUUCGUGGGGACAGCGCACUCCCACAGCACCAUCAGUCAUAUCUCCGGUUGUCUCGGCGCCUCCAUCGAUCGCUCCACCGCCCUUGCACCCGCCAACGGGAGCCCCCCCUCCGCCGCUACCGCUAGCGACAGCUCACGCUGGGCCGAGCCCGAUGGCUGCUCCGAGCGGGCCACCGCCGGUACCUGCCCACCACUACGCGCCGCCCAGCGCGCCAUACGGGGACUGGCACCGCAGCCCGACACAGCACCCGCCAGUUCUCCACCACAUUAACGGCGGUUCUAACGGGCCGAACCCGAUACAUCAUAAUCACCUUCGCGACCUUCGACCCCCGCCGAUAGCUCCGAUAUCUCACCACCAGGGGCCGCCGCUCCAGCACGGGCUCGGCCAGCCUAUGGUCAACGGCAUCCCGCCAUCGCCGCCUCGACGGGGCCCUCCUCCUGUGCAGAACGGGACUCAGCCGUUCAUGGCACCAUUCCACCACCCCGCGCACAGCCCGCUGCACGCGCUCACGAACGGCAGCCCGCCGCCACCGCGACCUUCGGAGCAUUCCUUCUCUCAGGGUCUGCUCGGGCCGCGCUCACCGUUCCUGAACCCGCACGGAAGCCCGCCGAUCCCGCGCGAGGGUAUCUCGAUGAGCCGCGAACCCAGUCUCAGCAACGGCAGCAACGGCCCGCCUAGGCCCAGCGACAACCGGCCGGCGAGUGGGGCCAGCGCCAACGCAUCACUGCGCAACCUGUUGUCGUGAAGGGGAGGCGUGAUAGUA